This is a messenger RNA of Xyrichtys novacula (pearly razorfish), 4900 nucleotides long. Lineage: Eukaryota; Metazoa; Chordata; Actinopteri; Labriformes; Labridae. The record is from the annotation of a GenBank genome assembly.
CAGAGGAGAUACACAUGGAGUAAGAGGGGAGCGAUAAGGAGGAGAGAGAGAGUUGAUACCUCCGCUAAUUAGACUUCAACAGACCUGGAGUGGAUCAUCUAUUGACUCAGAGCACAGCAGUGAGGGUGCAGCAGGUGGAGGUUUGAGGAGAACCGUCUACGGUGGCCGAGGAACGCCACUGCUGCAAAAAAAAAGAAGUCUCAAUGGAAGAAAAAAAGAAACCGAAACCUGCUACAAAUAAAAAAAGAAACGGUGCAGAUAAAAAAAACCUCACAACGGGAGUUAACGACACAAAAAGAUAAAAAAGUUAAAAGACCUCACAAAAAGAUCAGAUUUAACAAAAAAUCUGAAUUGUGCAUCAGAACCUGCAGAGUGAACGUGGCCCUCGAUGUGGUCUUUGACCAGUGUUGUUUUCGUUGACGUUGAUGAAAAUAUUUCGUCAAUGAAAACAGCACUGGUUGUUUUCAUCGAUGAAAUAUUUUCGUCAACGUUCCUUUUUUUCCACGACAGAGACGUGACGUUGACAAGUUAAACAUUAGUCUUAGAUGACUAAAAUGUGACAAGACAAAUGUGCAUUUUUCAUUGAUGAGACUAAAUAAAAACGUUAGUGGUGAACAACGAACAGAGUUGCAAAAUUCAUGAGCAUUUUGUCAGUCAAACGCUAAACAUAUAUUCUGCAGUGUUGUUUUCGUCAACGCCAUCGUCAACGAAAACAACACUGUCUUUGACGAACCGACUCGAUACUGACUUGAUCUGCACGUCUCUUGUUGUCCGAUGUUUGGUUGGUCUGUUGUGGCUUUUUUUUAUUUGCAUCCUUUUAUUUUCGCAGUGAGUAACUUUUUUUCUUUUUUGUGUCGUUAACUUCCGUUGUGGCUUUUUAAAAUUUUUUAUCACCGUUUCUUUUUGUAUUUGCAGCGGACUUCGGUUUCUUCUUUUGUUGCAUCAGUAACUUCGGUUGUGACUUCUUUUUUUUUUUUUUUGGAUUCUUUUUUGUUCGCAGCCACCGUAUCAUCCGGACACUGAACUAAAACCUGUAAACCUCAGAGUGGGUUUGAUCAUUUUCAUGAUGAAUGAAUGAAUGAAGCUCUGAGACUCCUCCUCUCUAAUCCCGCCUGUUAAUCCAGUUUGCAGACUCAUUAAUUUAAAGCAUGUAGAUGUUUUUUUUGGAGCUGCAGUGAAGUCUGUCUGCAGAUAUUUACCUCUCUACAACAGCACAGAGCUGUGAAGGCAGAUGCCCACUGCAGUUCCGUUAUCUCACUCUGUACGCAGAGGUCUGUGCAUUCACCACCUCUCUCUCUCUCUCUCUCUCUCUCCCUCAGUCACUCUCUCCCGCCGUGCAGCCGAGCCUGCGACGUUCGCGGUGGAUGGAGGAGAAAAAAGCCUCUCUCUCUCUCUCUCUCUCUCUCUUUGCUUCAGGAAAACGGACUCGUUGAUUCGGAAGGGAAAUCAGUGAAGGUAGGAACCAGAAUUCUGCUUUUAUCUGAAUGUUGACCUGAUGAGAAAUCUUUGAUGUAACCUGUGAAUGAUGAGAAUGAAAGAAGAUGGAUGCAGAGAGAGCAGAGCUACACCUGCAGCACUGACUCCAGCUCGGCUCAGUCCUCUUGGUGCAACAGAAGCCCAGAUGGUGGAGGACUGAAGGGGGGCUCGGAACCACGGUCCUCUGUUCGGGGGCUGGUCUGUGUGGACUCUGCAUCUAUGGGGGAUGUGUUUGAGUGUGUGGUAGUGGUGGUGGUGGUCUACAUUUGUUGCUGCGCUCGUGUUGAAACAGAUGUGAUGAAAAUCUGCGGACACGGAUUUCAGUCUCUCCUGAAUCCUGACGGUAUUUACGCGGACGGGCUGGACGGGCAGAGUCCGGGCUGUGGACAGAUGUGUGUGUGAGAGAGAGAGAGGGGGGAUUUAGUAUCGAGGGAGGAAUCACGCAGAGGAGGAUCAAAACUGAAUGCACACGCGUGCGCUGUCUGUGCGAAUGCGCGCGCGUGUUGUUGUUGGUGCUCGUGGUUGUUGAGGGUGAAUGGGAAUGGUCCAGUACCUCCCCAACACUCACUGGGACGACGGGCGCAACACUUUACCUGCAAUAAGGGGGUCGAUGUCAGCUGUCUAUGGCGCUCCCGAGCUCGUGCGUGUGAGUCAGAGAGAGAGAGAGAGAGCAGCAACAGUGUUGGGCUGCUGACCGAUGGACCACUCCGAUUCCUUCGCCCACAGGUUUGGAGAUGAAACAGAACAGCUGAGAACAUCAGGAUGAGAAAAUGAUCAUCAUCAUCACUGCUCUGGGUUCGAUAAUCCGGACUGAGGCUCUGAUUGAGUACUGUGUGUCAAUCACGUUGGUCCGAGUGUGAGAAUCAGUGUUUCAGAACCAUGGACCCAUAAUGAGGAGGCUGUGUGUGUGUGUGUGUGUGUGUGUGUGUGUGUGUGUGUGUGUGUGUGUGUGUGUGUGUGAACAUGAUCUGAAUGUAUAAUGUAAAUCUUGACUCCAUUUCUCGUUCCCUCACAGAGCAGGAUCUUUGUUCGGUCUGUUAGAUAAUCUUUAAUGUUCGAUGUAAACCUGUUGAUAUCCGGUUCCCCUUCAGUCUACGGUUCCUGGUCACGGUCUGGUUCUGGUUUUAAAGACAUUCUCACACACUUCAGGCCUCCUGUCUCAGGUCUCUGCCCGUGUCUCUCUCUAUAUUUGUCCAUGUUAGAAACACAGAGACGUCCUCUCUGAGUGAAAUCAGGACAGACUGACGGACAAACAGCUGAGCUGGACUCAGACAUAUGUGUUUAAAGGGACAGAGUGUUUGGUAUUUGUUAGUCAGAUUUAGUCGAACAAGAUUGUGAUUGAUAUCAAUGAUGAUGUUGACAUUGAGCCCCAUGCUUGGUCUUGUUGCCGUGGUGAUGAUGAUAUAAGUAAUAUAUAAACAGUAUGUGUCUUUAAAGCCCGAUUCCUCACACCCUGUGCAUGACUUCAGCUCUGCAGGUCUCUAGAUCCUCGCUUGUGUACGUCCUCUCAGAUAUACUGAAUAUACUGUAUACUCAGAAAUACUGUAGAUAUCUACAGUAUUCUACAUUUUUUAUAGCCUCAUAAAAAAUUUCAAAAAUUGGCUGACUAAUUGGUAAUCAGAUUUUUCCCUCCUAAUAAUCGGCAUCUGCUCCAAAAAAUCCAUAUCGGUCAGGCCCUAAUCCUAACUCACUAAAAUCCACAUUAUACACAGUGUCAGUGUGUAAGGCAGCCUAAAAGAGUCAGCCAGCAGAGGGCACUCUCAUCGUAACCUGACUGUAAAGUUUCACAGCGAGGUUUUCUAGAAAGUGGAGGAUGAGUCCGACAGAAGCCGUCCUCAGCGGACAAACAUCUGAGAGGUAGUUUGGUCUCCUGGUCGUAUGUCAGGUCUGCAGAGAGCAGCUGUCUGACUCACUCAGGUGACGAAGGUCUGUGGAUCACCUGAGAGGCAGCAGAGGAGGAACUACAGUCAGAUUCUCAUUCAAAGAAGAGCUUUAAGAACUCAAUCCUCAUCCAGUCUACAGACUAAACUGAGCCUUUACAUCGACAUAAGAGCCGACCAACCGCCAUUUUUCUACAGAAGCACAGAACGGACAAACUAGUAAGACUCGUGUUUUUAAGCUCUUGUGUUUCUUCUUCUUCUCUCAUAAAAUCAUGUUCUCAAAAACAUCAAAUGACCUUAAAUCCAUCAGAACUGUGAACCCAGUUGAUCUAAAACUCUGUCCUCAUAACGACAGAGUCCAAUCGACUGGGUUUAUUGCCUCUGUAGCUUAUUUAUGGAUUGAUUGGAAUCCAAUAGAGACGUCAAGAAACCUAUUCUGGUCAAUUAAUGCUGGUCUUAAAGUGGAGAUGUGAAUGUCAAUAAUGCAGCACGGCUGAUCAAUAGUUGAUAAGUGCUCCAUCAGGAGGGGUGGGAUCCUUGUUAUGAAGUCAACUCCAGCUGACAGGGGAGACCCUCGCCAUUCAGCUCCACGUCAGGGUCCGAGCGCAGCCUCAUCAUUCAUUCGCCCCGCCCACUUCGCCCUCACACCUCCUCCUCCUCCUCCACUCCCUCCAUUCAUUGGCCCCGUGCUCCUUAUCUCCUUAAACCCAUUUCCUCCUCGUGUCGAUGGUUCCUGAUGUUGCCCUGAGUGGAAUGAUGAGCAGUCUGCGAUCAAUUGCAAUCACAGACAGCCGGUGUUCCAGGAAAUCAGCGGGACUGCAGGCCGAGGAGACCUGAAUAAUGACCACCCACCGACCCGAGCCGCUGCCUUGUUGCCAUGUAAUCUCCAGUUCAUCAGUAAACUAUUGAACUACGCUGACCAUAACUCAGGGGAUCCAUAGCGCCGCCUGUUAGCUCCGCUCUUAAGAGGUGAUGGAUGCUACCCUGAGAGAAACCUGAAGUGUAAUUUUCCUCCCAGACAUGCAAACAGAUUCUGGAGGAUUCACUCUGUGGAUGAAAUAAGAAGAAAAAAAUAACAACAGUGUCGCUGAAACACUGGAUUACCGGAGCAUCACAAAGGCAGCCAAGAAACAGGAGGAUUAAUCGCAGUCUGGGACGCAAACCUUCAAAAAUACAAUUUCAAAUAUCUUUGUAAAUACAAGGAAAACAUGAUCCGGAGGAAUAAUCCAGACAUGCUGCUGCUGCUGCACUCUGGAUCAACUCUCAUUUAGCCUGAUGGAUGACUGGAAUAACCAGACUCUCAAUCUUUGAAGGGAUUUCCAUCAACUGUCUGGGCCAAUUAAGAUCCAACGGGCCAGAACUUGAGGACGUAUUGAAUAGUUAAUAAGAGGAGCCAUUAGCGCCUUUAUACCUGUGUGACCUGGGAGCAGAGAGGCCGAGACACUUAGAGCUCCGCAGACAUAAUUAAUUCACCUUUCACUAACAGGUACGGGUCAAACACUCGCGGCUCUAAUGUGCCGGGCUGAACGCGGUCCUGUGAGGCC